UGUCUGUAUCAUCGGGACUUGGAAAGUGGCCGGGCGGGGGAGACAGACAGGCAGCCAACCUCGGGAUUCAGGGAAGAUGGAAAUAAGUCGUUGUGUUCGAAUAUCUCCUCUGUACGCUCUCAGAGCCGCGGUGUAACGUUCAGGACAACUUACCGUACAUUGCGCUUUUGUACAUUUUGCGUUUUGGAAGCCAGCAGCUCCGAGCUAGCUUAGCAACCACCGCUGAUACUGUCAGACACACAGGUAGAGGAGAGGAGAGGAGGGGUUGGUGACAAAGGAAGGUGGCGAGGUAACGAUGAACCGCUUUAGAAAGUGGCUGUAUAAGCCCAAGAGGACGGACCCUCAGCUCCUGGCCCAGUUCUACUACGCUGAUGAAGAGCUGAAUCAGGUGGCCACUGAGCUGGAUGGCCUCGACGGCAGGAAAGACCCUCAGAGAUGUACCCUGCUGGUCAACCAGUUCCGCUCCUGUCAGGACAAUGUGUUGAACAUUAUCAAUCAGAUCAUGGAUGAAUGUAUCCCCAACGACCGGGCCAACAGAGACUUCUGUGUCAAAUUCCCCGAGGAGAUUCGCCAUGACAACUUGGCAGGGCAGCUGUGGUUUGGGGCUGAGUGUUUGGCCGCCGGCUCCAUCAUCAUGAACAGGGAGAUAGAGAGUAUAGCAAUGAGGCCCCUGGCUAAGGACCUUACUCGCAGCCUGGAGGAGGUACGCAACAUCACCAGAGACCAGGCCCUGAGAGACCUCAACUUGUACACGGACCGCAUGAAGGACGCAUUGCGACAUUUCGACAGCCUUUUUGCUGAGUUUGAGCUCAGUUAUGUGUCAGCCAUGGUGCCUGUGAAGUCUCCCAAAGAAUACUAUGUACAGCAGGAGGUGAUUGUGCUUUUCUGUGAAACUGUGGAGAGGGCCUUAAAGAUGGGCUAUCUCACACAAGACAUGAUUGAUGACUAUGAACCUGCACUGAUGUUUACAAUUCCCCGACUAGCCAUUGUGUGUGGGCUGGUUGUGUAUUCAGAAGGACCUCUCAACCUAGAACGAAAAUCAGAGGACAUGUCUGAGCUCUUCUGGCCUUUUCGCACUUUAUUGAAGAAAAUAAGAGACCUGCUGCAGACCCUGACUGAGGAGGAGUUGUUGACACUGGAAAGGAACCUGUGUAUCUCACAGGAUGGGGAGUUGUCCACAGACCAGGAGCCGGCCCCAGAAAUCUCACCAGCUCCAGUCCAAGAGAAUAACUCAUCGUGCAGCCCUGCUAAUGACAGCUCCAAGGAGGAAAGUGGGGGGGAGCAGGAGCAUCUGGCUCCGUUUGUCUGUCCCAGUCAGGAGGAGGAGCUGGCGGAGGUGGAAAAGGGCUGGGAGGAGGAGGAGCAGGAGCAGGGCUUGCUGUGUGAGGAGGCAGAGGAGGCCGAGUUGGCCUGCUCCAUGCAGUACGAUGAGGAGGAACUGGAGCAGCUCAACAUGAUGGUGUACCGAGUGGGCGACGAGAUGUCCAGCCUUCUGUCGCCUCCCAGCCAGGGUCAGUCCCCAGCACACCACCCCCAUAGAGGAGAGGCAGGAGGCUCCAGUGGAUCCUCCAGUACUGAGGCCUCCCCCCGAAGGCUCCAGGUGAGCCGGGGAAGGACAGGCAUCUAUGUAGAGGAGGAGGACAAGCUCUUUUUAAUAGAGGACCUGGACGCAGCAGGAGACACCAUCACCAGCAUUUCAAGAGAGGCCUGUCAUUGUAUUGCCUCUCCUUCCAAAGCAGCAGAGUCUCCUCGUCCUGUGCAGCGCAAGCCGGGACCACGGCCAGACUCUACCAGGAACGGUUGGUACUCUGAGGCCCAGUCGGAGCAGCCCUGCCCACAGCCACGCAGCCAGAACACACGCUGUCCUCAUGCAAAGCGCCCUCCUUGCACUUCCGCUCCUGGCUCUGAAGCUCUGCCUUACACCAACGGGUGGGACAUGGGACUGGAGGGGACAGCGUCUGAAACGGCUGAGGUCAUCGCCCACCGUAUGGGUGGGAUGAAGCUGUCUGCCACGGUCAUCUUCAACCCUCGCUCCCCCAGCCUGACGGAGCUGGCUGUGGACAAGCUGCUGCUGCCACGGCCUGCUCCCUCUGAGGUUGAGCCCUGCGGCCCUCUGGUGGCCACUCACUGCCUGCUCAACUCUUGUGUCUGCUGUGGGAGCUGUGAGGAUGGCCACGAGGAUGCCAUCACCACAGAGACCACUGGACUCGGGUUAGGCCUCGCUCUGGGAUUGGACAAACACUGUAAAACAGCAACCCCGGGCUCUGUCAUCCAGUCUUCUGCUUGCCGGCUGCCUCCAAGAGGCCACGAGCCUCACAGUAAGGGGGAGCUCACCCAGUUAACUCCCCCUUCUUCCCGCUGCUCUGCAGAGACCCUGGAUGAGGAUUCAAACUACCAGCUCUGUGAGAAGUGCCUGGUCAUGGCUCCGGGGCCAGGGCAUCAGGUUCAGGACUGUGGAUCCAGUGGAGGGGAUGGACCCUCCCCAUGCACCCACCAGCUGAGGACUGAAAGGAGGCAGCAUGCCAGUGGAGGCCAACAGAGGGACAAGGAGACAGACGAGGACAAGCCAGGAGCAAAAGACUCAAAGAGGGACACCAAAGAGGACAGCAGGAGGAGUGCCAGUUUCCAGAGCUCUCCCCUCAGCUCUGUGUCAGGUAGUGACUGUGAGAGUGUGUCGGUCACCACAUGUAGUCUGUCAAGCAGUGCAUACACUCCCAGCCCUGUCAGCAGUCUGACCCCCAGCUCCGGGACAUCGGAAGACCUGGACCAUCAUGAGAUCCAGCUGGCCCUGCAAAAGUUCAAGUUAGCCACCAGGAACAAAAUCCGAUCACGCUUCCACAGCAGCAGCGACCUCAUCCACCGUCUCUUUGUUUGUAUAUCAGGUGUUGCUGAUCAGCUGCAGACCAACUAUGCCAGUGACCUUCGCAGCAUCCUCAAGACUCUGUUUGAAGUCAUGGCAACAAAGUGUGAGGAGGGAGACAAUGAAAACCAAAAGAAAGCAGGUCCUGUUCUGCGCAGUGCCGUGCUAGAAGACUGUGCUCUCUGUCAGGAGACCAUUACUUCAUCAGAAUUGGCUGCCAAGGCCCGGGAAGGCCAGUUUGAAGACCCACCAGACUGGGUCCCAGAUGAAGCUUGCAACUCCUGCAUUGCCUGCAAGGCUCCCUUCACUGUCAUCCGCAGGAAGCAUCACUGUAGAAGCUGUGGAAAGAUCUUCUGCUCUCGCUGCUCCUCCCAUUCUGCUCCUCUGCCCCGGUACGGCCAGGUGAAGCCUGUCAGGGUCUGCACACACUGCUACAUGUUUCACGUUACGCCGUUCUACAGCGACAAGGCCGGCAUCUAGCCUGAGACUGUCACAUAUAUGCAACAAACAGAUCCGGGACUGUCGUCAAAGCAAAUGCCACACUGCUCUGGUAAACUUAAUGGUUGUCAACGCACCUGCUAAAGCAAGGCUUCAGAGCCAGGCCUUUACAGCUGACAGAGCAAAGAGACGAGACACACGAGCGAUGAUUCGACCUGUUUCUGUUGCUUCGGAGAGACUGGCAACAAAAGGGUUUGACUACAGUGCCCAGCCAACACACAAAAAUGAUUCACAAAUGCCUGUCUGACUAUAGAGGUGCAAAAGAAAGAGAGGACAAACAGGCAAUAACAGAUUUUGAACUUGCAUUGUGCAACAGUCCUCUGUAGCAGUUUGCUGCACAAAAGCAGAACAAACCACCUUGUUUGUUUUGUUGCUUUAGGUGUAAAUGAAAGGACUUGUGACAUAUUUUCCUAUGCUUUAGCGAGCUUCCUACAUUUGUGCCAGGGCUCCCACGGGACUCGGAUUACUCAAAAGAAUGUAAGUCUUGAUGUAAAUAAGGAUAAUUCUGGUAACAGCUACACUACAAUGUCUUCAGUAAACUGUUGCUUUUUAUAUGGGAGCUGGGAAGCGAUCUUCACCACACUACCAGUCCCAGAAAAGCAAAAAUGAAAAACAGACAGCUUUUAUAUUGAGAUUCUUUUCAUGCUUUUAAUGGCAAUGAAUGUGUAAUUCUGUAUCACUUUGUGAAAUGGUGUCUAGGUUCCACCGAGUUUAACCGUUCACCUCUUGAUGGCGAUGGGCUGUGCCCACUGCUUUUACAGUUGCACCAUGGCAUGUUUAGUUUUCUCUGGGGACUCUGCUGCACACUGAGAUGGAUAAAAGGGAUUCCUGAGUCAUCACUGUCAGGUCUUGAAGGCCCCCUAGUGGAGAGUUGACCUCUCUUCGCUCAGUGUACUCCUCACCAUGUUGUGUACAAUGUGUUCUGAACCAGAGGCCUUCUCAGGUGCUGGCCUACCGACUACAGGCCGAUUAUUGCCCAUUGAUUUCUCUUCCUCACACUUGUUAAAGUGCAAUAUUGUGACUACUAACUGCAAUGGUCCUGCACACUUUAGAGACAACACUUAGCUAUUUAAAUUGUAGUUAUAGGCCAUUUCUGAGGAGAUAAGUUGUGCUGAUUUGGAUUUACACUAAAUUGUUUCCUGGUAUUGUUCUCUGGUGGCACUGUCCAACAGGAACAGAUAUUUUGUUCCUCACAUGCACCUGACUUCCUUUCUGCUCUUGAAUCUGCUUCCAUUACAAUGACUGCUUAUAAAGUAUCUUUCAUGCUCAUCAUAUAUCACCGUUUGUACAUCUGAAUGGUCUAAAGUGGCCAUUUUACACAUAUGGACCUUUGAGCAACAUCUGUGAAAUAUCACAUCGUGUCCAUUCUGCUCUGACGUAAAGCAGUUUCUCAGGCAUUACAUAAUCAAACUCGUUCACUACUCUUGAAUCAAUCUUAUUUUCAUCAAAGAACAUAUAAA
This is a messenger RNA of Centropristis striata (black sea bass), 4818 nucleotides long. It is a transcript of the gene zfyve28, whose product is annotated as zinc finger, FYVE domain containing 28. The transcript is spliced from 14 exons. The record is from RefSeq and is a predicted model, not a curated record. Gene Ontology annotation, molecular function: metal ion binding. Lineage: Eukaryota; Metazoa; Chordata; Actinopteri; Perciformes; Serranidae. Gene Ontology annotation, cellular component: early endosome membrane. The coding region runs from base 296 to 3340 and encodes 1014 amino acids. Gene Ontology annotation, biological process: negative regulation of epidermal growth factor-activated receptor activity.